Molecule: messenger RNA, 462 nt
Organism: Helobdella robusta
Lineage: Eukaryota; Metazoa; Annelida; Clitellata; Rhynchobdellida; Glossiphoniidae
Exons: 3
Coding region: 1-462 (153 amino acids)
Biological process (GO): biological process involved in interspecies interaction between organisms
Cellular component (GO): external side of plasma membrane
Molecular function (GO): carbohydrate binding
Source: RefSeq, a predicted model, not a curated record
AUGAACCUACGCGGAAUCAACUUUAGGAAAGCCUCUGGAGAUUGUUCAUGUGUUCUAAUAGAGAAAAUAAGCUACAAAGUAACUAACAGUCUCACCGGUGGAUGUCUUGCGUUUGUCAGCCAUAGAUGUCCACCCGAGUUUGAUUACGUAAUAGAAGGUCACAAAUGUUACAAGUACCAAAAUCAAGUACUGUCCUGGAAUAACUCUAGGAAAUUCUGCAAUGGCCUAUUUUACUCGCAUCCAGUGAUCAUUGACAGCUCUAUUGAAAAUAGACUAAACUGGCUCUACUCUAUGGCUGCCAUUGCUAGACAUCGCUUUCCGAUUAAAGAAUUGUUCUGGUACAGCGGUUACCCGAAAAAUUACACCGGCGUUGACUGCAUUCACUGGGUCUCUAGAUCGGCAGGCAUGUACAACGACAAGUGUGCAAGUACUGAAAGUUUUCUAUGUGAGAUUGACGUUUAG